AUGGAGAAAAAUAAGACGGAGAAAAAUAAGAUAGAGAACAGUAAGAUAGAGAACAGUAAGACAGAGAACAGUAAGACAGAGAACAAUAAGAUGGAGAACAAUAAGAUAGAGAACAAUAAGAUAGAGAACAGUAAGAUAGAGAACAGUAAGAUAGAGAACAAUACGAUCGAGAACAGUAAGACAGAGAACAGUAAGACAGAGAACAAUACGAUGGAGAACAAUAAGAUCGAGAACCGUAAGAGAGAGAACAAUAAGAUAGAGAACAGUAAGAUAGAUAACAAUAAGAUAGAGAACUGUAAGAGAGAGAACAGUAAGAUAGAUAACCAUAAGAUAGAGAACAAUAAGAUAGAGAACAGUAAGAGAGAGAAUGGUAAUAUAGAGAAUGGUAAGCCAAAGAAUGGUAAGCCAGACAAUGGUAAACCAGAGAAUGGUCAAGUUGAGAUUGGUAAGCCAAAGAAUGGUAAGCCAGAGAAUGGUAAGCCAAAGAAUGGUAAGCCAGACAAUGGUAAACCAGAGAAUGGUCAAAUUGAGAUUGGUAAGCCAGAGAAUGGUAAGCCAAAGAAUGGUAAGCCAGAGAAUGGUAAGCCAGAGAAUGGUAAACCAGAGAAUGGUCAAAUUGAGAUUGGUAAGCCAGUGAAUGGUAAGCCAGAGAAUGGUAAACCAGAGAAUGGUCAAAUUGAGAUUGGUAAGCCAGAGAAUGGUAAACCAAAAAAUGGUAAGCCAGAGAAUGGUAAACCAGAGACUGGUCAAAUUGAGAAUGGUAAGCCAGAGAAUGGUAAGCCAGAGAAUGGUAAGUCAGAGAAUGGUAAGCCAGAGAAGGGUCAAAUUGAGAUUGGUAAGCCAGAGAAUGGUAAGCCAAAGAAUGGUAAGCCAGAGAAUGGUAAGCCAGAGAAUGGUCAAAUUGAGAUUGGUAAGCCAGAGAAUGGUAAGCCAGAGAAUGGUCAAAUUGAGACUGGUAAGCCAGAGAAUGGUAAGCCAGAGAAUGGUAAACCAGAGAAUGGUCAAAUUGAGAUUGGUAAACCAGAGAAUGGUCAAAUUGAGAUUGGUAAGCCAGCGAAUGGUAAGCCAGAGAAUGGUAAACCAGAGAAUGGUCAAAUUGAGAUUGGUAAGCCAGAGAAUGGUAAACCAAAAAAUGGUAAGCCAGAGAAUGGUAAACCAGAGACUGGUCAAAUUGAGAAUGGUAAGCCAGAGAAUGGUAAACCAGAGAAUGGUCAAAUUGAGAAUGGUAAGCCAGAGAAUGGUCAAAUUGAGAUUGGUAAGCCAGAGAAUGGUAAACCAAAAAAUGGUAAGCCAGAGAAUGGUAAACCAGAGACUGGUCAAAUUGAGAAUGGUAAGCCAGAGAAUGGUAAACCAGAGACUGGUCAAAUUGAGAAUGGUAAGCCAGAGAAUGGUAAACCAGAGAAUGGUCUGAUCUGA
Molecule: messenger RNA, 1416 nt
Organism: Oncorhynchus masou masou (cherry salmon)
Lineage: Eukaryota; Metazoa; Chordata; Actinopteri; Salmoniformes; Salmonidae
Product: basic salivary proline-rich protein 3-like
Exons: 1
Coding region: 1-1416 (471 amino acids)
Source: RefSeq, a predicted model, not a curated record